UAGUGACUCGGGCGCCGUGGGCCUUCUCUGGGGCAGCGAGCUUAGAGGACAGCGUCCCGCCACCAGAGGGACGGUCCGGCGGCGUUGCGCUCCCGAUGCCGAGGCCGCCCGGGCUCGCCGGAGUCCGGCCGACGGGAUGAGGGAAGGGCCUUGAGAGUUGAGGGCCGUGCGGCUAAACGUGUUGGCUUCGGCCGCCGGGCGUUUGGCAGGGCGUCGCAUGGUCCCGGCCGCCGGUUCAAGCACGACCCCCGAACCCUAGUGACAACCCUGGGCCGCCGCAGCCCCGCCUCGGCGCGCGUGGGGGCCGCCCGCGUGCCCCGCUAGUCGUCCUGCCUCCCGGAGAGCCCGGCGCGUGCAGCAUCCCCCACCCCCUGGCCUCCCUCCCUCCCACGGCUCUCACGCACUCGCACUGAUUGUUUUGCCCGCUCCCGCCGCCGUCGCCGCCGCCACAGGACCAGCGGCGCUUGUGCAAACCGGGAAGAUGGCGGCCGGCGGCGGCGGAGGCAGCAGUAAGGCCUCCUCCUCGUCGGCCUCGUCCGCCGGGGCCCUGGAGUCCUCGUUGGAUCGAAAAUUCCAGUCGGUGACCAACACCAUGGAAUCCAUUCAGGGCCUGUCUUCCUGGUGUAUAGAGAACAAGAAGCACCACAGCACGAUCGUCUACCAUUGGAUGAAGUGGCUGCGGAGAUCUACAUAUCCCCACCGUUUGAAUCUCUUUUAUCUUGCCAAUGAUGUCAUACAGAAUUGUAAGAGGAAAAAUGCAAUCAUAUUCCGUGAAUCAUUUGCUGAUGUGCUUCCCGAAGCAGCUGCUCUAGUGAAGGAUCCAUCCGUCUCUAAGUCAAUAGAGCGAAUCUUUAAAAUCUGGGAAGAUAGAAAUGUGUACCCAGAAGACAUGAUUGUGGCAUUGAGAGAAGCUUUAAGUACCACUUUCAAAACUCAGAAGCAGCUGAAAGAAAAUCUGAACAAACAACCGAAUAAGCAGUGGAAGAAAUCACAAACAUCCACGAAUCCAAAAGCUGCUCUCAAAUCUAAGAUAGUUGCUGAGUUUCGAUCUCAGGCCCUCAUUGAAGAAUUGUUGACGUACAAACGAUCAGAAGAUCAGAUAGAACUGAAGGAGAAACAGUUGUCAACUAUGAGAGUGGAUGUUUGCAGCACAGAAACUCUCAAGUGUUUAAAAGAUAAAACAGGGGGAAAGAAGUUUUCCAAAGAAUUUGAAGAAGCAAGUUCAAAGCUAGAGGAGUUUGUGAAUGGAUUAGAUAAACAGGUGAAAAACGGGCCCUCCCUAACAGAAGCACUAGAAAAUGCUGGAAUUUUCUAUGAAGCACAGUACAAGGAAGUGAAAGUGGUGGCCAACGCUUAUAAAACCUUUGCUAACAGAGUAAACAACUUAAAGAAGAAGUUGGAUCAAUUGAAGUCAACCCUUCCUGAUCCCGAGGAAUCACCAGUUCCUUCUCCAAGUAUGGAUGCUCCUUCCCCAACUGGUUCUGAGUCUCCGUUUCAGGGAAUGGGAGGUGAGGAAUCCCAGUCACCAGCCAUGGAGAGUGAAAAAUCUGCCACACCUGAGCCUGUGACAGAUAACCGUGAUGUGCAAGACAUGGAACUCUCUGAUGUAGAAGAUGAUGGAUCAAAAAUCAUUGUAGAGGACAGGAAAGAAAAACCUCUGGAAAAACCAGCUGUCUCCACUUCUGUACCCACAAAGUCAACAGAAAGUGUCUCGAAGGCCUCAUCGUGUGCCCCAGCAACUGUGCCCACGACAGCAGCUCCACCUCUUCCAAAGCCCAUGAACACUUCGCUUCUGUCCCCUUCCCCUGCUUUGGUUUUGCCAAACCUGGCAAAUGUGGAUCUGGCAAAAAUUAGUUCCAUCCUUAGCAGCUUAACUUCAGUCAUGAAAAACACUGGGGUCAGUUCUGCAUCAAGACCUUCUCCAGCAACACCUACCAGUCCCUGCAACCUCACCAGUGGCCUGAAAACACCUGCUCCUGCCACAACAACAUCUCACAACCCUCUGGCAAAUAUCCUCUCGAAGGUGGAGAUCACCCCAGAGAGCAUUCUCUCUGCUCUUUCCAAAACCCAGACACAGUCAGCCCCUGCACUCCAAGGCCUGUCAUCUUUACUUCAGAGUGUUACUGGGAACCCAGUGCCAGCCAGUGAUGCUGCAUCCCAGAGCUCUACAACGUCCCCUGCUAGCACCACAGGUUCUACCAUAAAGGGGCGAAACCUGCUCUCCAAUACACAGUCCUUUAUUUCCAAAAGCUUCAACUAUUCUCCUAACUCGUCAACUGCUGAAGUCUCUUCAACUUCAGCAAGCAAGGCGCCGGUUGGGCAGAGCCCAGUGCUCCCCAGCACUCCUUUUAAAUUACCGUCCAGUACUUUAGGAUUUACAGGUACCCACAAUACUAGCCCUGCUGCCCCACCUGCUGAAGUUGCCAUGUGCCAAUCCUCAGAGGUCUCCAAGCCAAAGCUGGAAUCAGAGUCCACUUCCCCAAGCCUGGAAAUGAAGAUCCACAACUUCUUAAAAGGUAAUCCUGGUUUCAGUGGCUUAAAUUUAAACAUCCCAAUCCUGAGCAGUUUGGGAUCCAGUGCCCCAUCAGAGAGCCAUUCCUCAGACUUCCAGCGUGGUCCCACUAGCACUUCAGCAGACAACACUGAUGGAACCCCUGUUCGGGAUGAACGGAGUGGGACGCCCACCCAGGAUGAGAUGAUGGACAAGCCCACAUCCAGCAGUGUAGAUACUAUGUCCCUACUAUCUAAGAUCAUCAGCCCUGGUUCCUCAACACCCAGCAGUACAAGAUCACCACCCCCUGGAAGAGAUGAAAGCUACCCUCAAGAGCUCCCCAAUUCUGUGUCUACGUAUCGGCCCUUUGGCCUGGCCAGUGAUUCUCCCUACAAGCAGCCUUCGGAGGGAGUAGAGAGACCAUCUUCCCUGAUGGAGUCGUCACAGGAAAAGUUCUUCCCUGAUACUUCUUUCCAGGAAGAUGAGGAUUACCGAGAUUUUGAGUAUUCAGGGCCUCCCCCCUCUGCCGUGAUGAACUUAGAGAAGAAACCAGCCAAAUCCAUCCUGAAGUCAAGCAAGCUUUCUGACACCACUGAGUAUCAGCCAAUUCUGUCCAGUUAUAACCACAGGGCCCAAGAGUUUGGGGUAAAGUCUGCCUUCCCUCCAUCUGUAAGGGCCCUCCUUGACUCUAGUGAGAACUGUGAUCAGCUCUCAUCUCCCCCUGGGCUAUUUGGUGCCUUCAGCAUAAGAGGGAAUGAACCUGGGUCUGAUCGGUCACCAUCACCGAGUAAGAAUGAUUCAUUUUUCACCCCUGACUCCAACCACAGUAACUUGUCUCAGCCUACUACUGGGCAUCUCACUUUGCCACAGAAGCAGUACCCAGACUCUCCUCACUCAGUCCCACAUCGUUCCCUUUUCUCUUCGCAGAAUACCCUUGCUGCUCCAACUGGACACCCUCCCACAUCAGGUGUGGACAAAGUCCUGGCCUCCACGAUUUCCGCCACAUCGACGAUUGAGUUUAAGAAUAUGCUUAAAAACGCCUCGCGCAAACCCUCAGAUGAUAAGCAUUUUGGCCAGACCCCCAACAAGGGUACUUCAAGUGAUGGUGUCAGUCUGUCAAACCUCACCCAGCCCAGCUUGCCUACCCCUGACCAGCAACAGGAAGAACACUAUCGCAUAGAAACCCGCGUCUCUUCCUCCUGUUUAGACUUGCCUGAUAGCACAGAAGAAAAGGGAGCCCCCAUAGAAACUCUGGGUUAUCAUAAUGCAGCCAAUAGGAGGAUGUCAGGGGAGCCAAUACAGACUGUAGAGUCCAUACGAGUUCCUGGGAAGGGAAAUAGAGGACAUGGGCGAGAGGUUUCAAGAGUAGGUUGGUUUGAUCUGAGCACACCAGGCAGCUCUUUUGACAAUGGUCCCUCAGGUGCCUCUGAGUUGGCAUCCCUUGGGGGUGGGAGCAGCGGAGGCCUCACUGGCUUUAAGACAACGCCAUACAAGGAACGGGCACCCCAGUUUCAGGAGAGUGUCGCCAGCUUUCAUUCCAGCAGUUUCAACUCAACAUUUGAGCAUCAUCUCCCCCCAUCCCCUUUGGAACAUGGGACACCCUUCCAAAGAGAGCCAGUGGGGCCGUCAUCUGCCCCACCUGCCCCUCCUAAGGAUCAUGGUGGUAUCUUCUCUCGAGAGGCACCCACUCAUCUGCCCUCUGUGGAUCUUUCGAACCCCUUUACAAAGGAGGCAUCUCUGGCCCACGCUGCUCCACCACCUCCUCCUGGAGAGCACAGCGGAGUUCCUUUCCCUCCCCCACCCCCUCCUCCACCCCCUGGGGAACUUAGCAGCAGUGGAGGGAGUGGUGUCCCCUUUGCUACUCCACCCCCUCCUCCGCCUCCUGUUGACCACUCUGGGGUUGUACCUUUCCCAACACCACCACUGCCAGAGCAUGGAGUGACUGGGCCUGUGGCAGUUUUUCCCAAGGACCAUAGUUCCCUCCUUCAAGGGACCUUGGCUGAGCAUUUUGGGGUGCUCACAGGACCCAGGGACCUCAAUGGCCCUGGUCUUAGCCGUGCACGAGAGAGCCUGAGCCUGCCUUCCCGCCCUCUGGAGCAUCUGGGCCCAGCCCUUGGAGGAGGUGGGGGAGGCAACACCAGCAGCAGUGGCCUUCCCUUGGGUCCCGCACACAGAGACGCCAUCGGCCGGAGUGGUAUGAUUUUACGGAGUCCCCGGCCAGACUUUCGGCCUAGGGAAGCUUUUCUCGGCAGAGACCCAUUCCACAGUUUAAAGAGACCCCGGCCACCUUUUGUUAGAGGCCCUCCGUUCUUUGCACCAAAACGCCCAUUCUUCCCUCCCAGGUACUGAUGGAAAUCAGGGAAGGCAUUUUGAACAGUCUAGAGAGCAUUGGAAGUAGUAGUUUGGUUUCUUGUUUUUGUUUCCUCUCUUGAAUUUUUUGUUUGUUUGUUUGUUUUUAAUGAAGGGCUUCCCUUCCAAAUUCAGAAAGCAUACAUGGUGGCCGUGCACUUAGGACCUUUCCCAAAUUACUUGCAUUUUCCCCCUUUCUUUAAAAAAAAAAAGUGAACAUAACUAAGUCCACUUCAUUUGGCUGUGGGUUUGGGGAGUAGGAAGGAGAACAAUAUUUUAUCCCAUUUCUAUUGGAAAGAUAACUUACAUUUGAAAUAAAACUUCGGUCAGUACAGGUAAUAACAUGUGCAAUGUUGGGGUGUCAUUUGGGGGUUGAACUUGCUAAUAGUGGUGGGAGGAUCUCUGUCUCCUUCCCCCUCCAGCUAAGCAACUUCUGGGACCGGCUUUUCUCCCUUUGUAUGCUCUGCCCUGCUGAAGGCCAAGAGGUGUUUGCAGAAGGACAAAAUAUGGGCAAUUUUGGGCCUGCCAGGUGUAUUUGCUUUAUUUUAAAGGCAUGUUGAGACAGAGUUCUUUAUUAUCUUUUGUUUUUGUUUUUUAAGCAUUCUCCUCUGCACUAUUACCAGGCAGUGAAUCUAGGCAGUACAAACUUCAGUCUAUGUAGAAGAAAGUUUUCUCUUGCUGGGUGUGGUGGCACACACCCAUAGUCCUAGUGCAGGGAGGCAGGGACGGGAGAGAAUGGCAAGUUUGAGGCCAGCUUGAGCUAUAUAGUGGAACUUUGUCUCAAAAAGAAAGAAAAAGUCUCAUCCUUAAGUGAGAAGCCUAAUAAAAUUUCAAUAUGAAGAUGAGGAAUGGUCAUGGUAUGUAAACUAGGGAAGGGAUCAUUAAUGGUGCUGUGUGACCAUCUGUCCUUUGUGGACAAGGAAGCGUUUGGAUGGGUCUGCAUAUUUGUUCUAAGCUCUUACCCCCUGUUUUCCCUGACUUUUUCUCCCUGAGUUACUAAUUCUGACUAAAUUCUUAAACAAGUGUAGCUAAAAUAUUAUCCUUGCUUUCUUAAAUGUUUACGUAGACGUUCGUUUUACAGUGCCGCCUCACUGGUGGUUUUCUGCAAACAUGAACUACCGGAGGAAGUACUUUGCCUUUAGAGUAAUUUCCCCGUCUCAGUCCUCUGUUUACCCUGCUCUUGUUCCUUCAGAGGAGAAGACAGGUGGGUAUUGCUGGCCUUUGUUACAGGGGAAGUGGGGUCCUGUUGAAUCCAAGUUGGCCCUCAGCAGUUAGUAACUAGAUGUUUUCGGUGCCCACCUCCCAUGUCAACUUGCAGAUGUUUUGCCUGUGUCAUUGCCACGAAGGGAAGAGUUUUCUUCCUUACAUUAAAAGGCUUGUUUGUGUUUCUGCAUCUUAUACUUAGGGGAAAGACAAUCACUGUGUUUGGAGUGCUUUUAUCUUUAUCUGAGAAGCAAAUACCGCUUACUACAAUUUCUGUUGGUGUGUUGCACCAGGGUAAACGCUAAUAAUCUCCAGGUAGGUGUGUCAAACAGUAAUGAGCUUUUGAAGGGAUUCUGACAAGUUAGGAUAGAACUUUCAGGAAUCAAGGGAGUGCUUUGAAUUUCUCAGUGGGGUAGGAAAGAUGGAGAAAAGUGCAACAUGUGAUCAAAGACAAUCCUUUGCCUCAGAACAAACCACUUUCAGAAGAAAAACUGUCCAACAUAGUCUGGGAUCUGUGUUCCAUGUAAGGGUGCAAGAAAUCGUCUUCAUUCACUUCCCUUUUUGAUCCAGCUCUUUCUUUCCUUUCUCAAACUUCUGUAGUUCAGUCCACAAAAAUGCAUGAUUCCAUGACCUUGUGAGGGGAUUGGGUAUGUAGCAUAGCAAAGCAAAGGAAAUAUAGUUAUAUUCAGUCUUAAGACAUUUGUUUAGUAAAAAAGCAUCAAACGGGGGUGGGAGAGCAGGAGAAUUGUGACUUUCGGGAUUGGGUCCCCCCCCCCCCCGAAAUUAAGUGAUGUUCUUCAGUCUAGAAUAAAAGAAUGUGAAUUCUUUCUUCCGCUGUUUACUUGAAAAGGCUCUCUGACCAUUUGGUUUUCUAAGAAAACCUGGGAGUACCGGGAUAGUGUUUUCUGGAGUGUAGCAGCAAUUGUCCUCAAACACAUACUGGCCAAUACAUGAGACAAGUACUUUGUACAGUUCAAGGGUGGACUCCCCAGGGGUUGGGCUUUUGUGGGACAUUUUUUGUUUUUGCCACAAAAUCUUGAGUGUUUUUCAGGGUGGAAGUGAGGAUUGUAUGAAGCUGUUGGAUAUUUUAAGGAAAUCUGUCUGCAACAGUAAAUGAAGACAACUGUAUAUAUGUGAUAUAGUGAAACAAAAGACAUUUCUGGUAUUCAUAAAGAUAAAACAAGGGAUUUUCUUUCUGUGUCUGUGAUUUAAACUCCGUACCAUCCUCUGACUUUUGUAUUUUCCCCUGAGUUUAAACAAAAUAAACAAGAUAUUUUUUAAAGAAUGUACAACAUAGUGUGUCUCAGCGAGGACUUGAGUCAUGAAGCAGAAUUAAGUAGUUGUCCCUAAGGUCCUUGGUGCUCAUUGUAAAACCACAGACAAAGAAUUCUAUGAAUACUCUAUACCACCCAAAAUUCCUUGAUGCUAGAUCAGAACUAGGAUCCUUAAAGGUUUCCUGAGAGUUCACUCUCCAGUCAGCUUAGAUGAUAGCUCCUCACUGCACCUCUCUGCCCUCCCAAGGAUGGAGGUCAGCAGAACUCUGUUGGUUCCCUGGAGGGUGCAGUGAGCAGUGUAGGACAGAUCCUUUCUGAUAUCAGAAACAAUAUGCUAUGUAUGGUACAGCAAGGCUAUCUAGACAAUGUGAAUUGGCUCAGCUUUCUUCUCGCAGAAUAUCCACUCGGUCCUAACAUUACCAUUGACACAGUUAAGCUUCAGCUGUUAGGUUUUGAAUCGGCUGUAAAUUACUGCUCCCUCCCCCACCUCCAUAUUUUUAAUUGGUGGGGUAACCUGUUAAGAUUUAGGGGGGGAAAUAGCUAUGUUGGAUUGAUACUCUCAUGUGUUCAGUGUGGAAAACAAAUACAUGCUUUUAAGAGGCAAGAACAAUGAAAUCCUUUUGGAAUGUGUAUUAAUAUCAUUUAAUAAAAUAACAGUUCUAAAGGUUUGACAUUUUUCUUUGAGAUUCGGGCUUUGACCAAGGGCCCCUGGCUGCUCUGGUGAAUGCAAACAGAAACUACUCAAGAGCCAAAACUGCAACUUUUGUAUCACAGACCUGUGGUUAGAGAUGCUAAAUUUCCUCCAUCGAAGAUGCGGCGUGACUUUCCAGGGUCAAAGGAGAAACAGGCUACAGAAUGGAGAAAGAAAAGCUGGGGGUAGCCCUGAAGAUGCCUUCUGGGGUAUAUGGGGAAGGACAGAAAGUGGCAUGUGUACCCACACACACAAGGCAUGUGUGCACAGACCACCUGUUCGUUCUCUCUGUAGCCACUUGCACUUAACCUUUCCCAGCUUUGGGGGGGGGGGGGGA
Microtus oregoni (creeping vole) is the source of this 8345-nucleotide messenger RNA. RefSeq names its product regulation of nuclear pre-mRNA domain-containing protein 2. Bases 482 to 4840 code for a protein of 1452 amino acids. The record is from RefSeq and is a predicted model, not a curated record. Gene Ontology annotation, cellular component: RNA polymerase II, holoenzyme. Gene Ontology annotation, biological process: mRNA 3'-end processing. Gene Ontology annotation, molecular function: RNA polymerase II C-terminal domain binding. The transcript is spliced from 11 exons. NCBI's taxonomy places the organism in Eukaryota, Metazoa, Chordata, Mammalia, Rodentia, Cricetidae.